Mercurialis annua (annual mercury) is the source of this 675-nucleotide messenger RNA. Its product is annotated as 60S ribosomal protein L22-2-like. Gene Ontology annotation, molecular function: RNA binding; structural constituent of ribosome. The transcript has 2 exons. The record is from RefSeq and is a predicted model, not a curated record. Gene Ontology annotation, biological process: cytoplasmic translation. NCBI's taxonomy places the organism in Eukaryota, Viridiplantae, Streptophyta, Magnoliopsida, Malpighiales, Euphorbiaceae. Gene Ontology annotation, cellular component: ribosome. The coding region runs from base 106 to 489 and encodes 127 amino acids.
UGUCCCAAAAACCCUAACCCUAAACGGCGCUACUUUCACUUUUGUGUUUGGUGGUUUAUCAAUUUCCAAUCCAUUGACAGUGAAUAGCCGACGGGAAACGGCAAGAUGAGUCGCGGGGCAGCAGCCGGAGGGGUAGCCAAGGGAGGUAAAAAGAAGGGAGUAACCUUCACUAUCGACUGUGCAAAGCCAGUGGAAGAUAAGAUCAUGGACAUUGCCUCGCUCGAAAAAUUCCUGCAAGAGCGGAUCAAGGUCGGCGGCAAGGCCGGUGCUCUCGGAGACACUGUUUCUAUCUCUCGUGAGAAGUCAAAGCUCACCGUCACCUCUGACAGUAACUUCUCUAAAAGGUACCUUAAAUACUUGACGAAAAAGUACUUGAAGAAACACAACGUGCGAGACUGGCUUCGUGUUAUAGCUUCAAACAAAGAUAGGAACAUUUAUGAACUCCGGUACUUCAACAUUGCUGAGAAUGAGGGAGAGGAGGAGGAUUAAAGAUACAUCCAGCUCAAUAGUUUCAAAAAUUUAAAAGCUCUUUCUAGGUUUGCUGUAUUUGAAAAACUAGUCCAUGUUGUUGUUUUUGAUCAUUCUACUGAGUUUGGUGAAAUUUUGGCUAUAAAUCUGCUUUUCAAGUAUUAGAUGCUUUUUAGUAGAGUGCACUACUUGUUCUAUUCUACUUAA